Messenger RNA from Rotaria socialis, 462 nucleotides. NCBI's taxonomy places the organism in Eukaryota, Metazoa, Rotifera, Eurotatoria, Philodinida, Philodinidae. The record is from the annotation of a GenBank genome assembly.
AUGCUGAACUCAACAACGAUUCAACGGAAUAUUGUAACCUAUUAUAAUGUUGAUAGUUUUCCAUUAUCAUAUGAAGACAAUGAUUUCGGUUCAUCAUCGCUAUCAUUAAAUCACUCUUACUAUGAUGAAUUUCUAUUACGUUUAAAUCAUACAUUAAAUAAAACAGAUUCGUCAUCGGUAUUAUCUUUAUCAAGUCCAAUAACAUAUAUUAUUCUCAUUGUAGUUUCAUAUUUGAUAUUAACGGUUAUCAUACUUGCAUUCAGUUUAUAUCGACAACGUCGAGCCGAAAUCGAGAAUUUUUAUUUUGGAGAUACAGAUGAAGAUAUUGCACAAGAAAGACGUUAUAUAUCAUGGAAAAAAUUCUUAAUUGAAAAAGUUGAAAAAGGUGAUAUGGAACCUUUGUUGUCUGAUGGAAAUAACCAAGAAAUAAAAACAGCAACAUUUCCAUUGCACAUCGUGUAA